Toxotes jaculatrix (banded archerfish) is the source of this 841-nucleotide messenger RNA. RefSeq names its product cystatin C (amyloid angiopathy and cerebral hemorrhage) (gene cst3). Bases 81 to 464 code for a protein of 127 amino acids. Lineage: Eukaryota; Metazoa; Chordata; Actinopteri; Toxotidae. The transcript is spliced from 3 exons. Gene Ontology annotation, molecular function: cysteine-type endopeptidase inhibitor activity. The record is from RefSeq and is a predicted model, not a curated record.
GCUGCUCUUUACAUAAUAGGGAGGCAACGACGCAGAUUUGUUUUGUUGUUGAGCUUCUGCUGAGGGCCUUCGCGAUCACAAUGUGGAAGCUUGUCUUCUCUGUUCUUGCGGCUGUUUUCGCCGUCGGGUUUGGUAGUUUCGUGGGGGGGGCCAAAGAUAUCGAUAUCAAUGAUGCUGGAGCUCGGGAGGCCCUGAAUUUCGCCGUCGUCCAGCACAACAGGGGCACCAACGACCUGUACCUCAGCCAAGUGGCGGAAGUCGUUAGGGUUCAGAGACAGGUGGUUUCUGGCAUGAAGUACAUCAUAACUGUGAAAAUGGCAAAGACCCCCUGCAGAAAGGACAGUGUGGAUGAAGUGUGUGCAAUCCACCAAGACCCAGAACUGGCUCGGCCGUACGAGUGCACAUUUACUAUGUGGAGUCGCCCAUGGCUGAAUGACAUCAGGAUGGUGGAUCAGAAAUGCUAGACAGAGAACUACAUGGGAAAUCUUCAGUGUUGGAAUCAUUUGCAAUAUAACGUUCAUAUACUAACAAUAUGCAAUGUCUGCCAUCCUGUAAAAUGAUGGACAGUCCACAAAAGUAUUAACAUUUACAGACUUCAGGAUAACAUAUGCAGCAUUGCCGUGCAGAGCUACAUUAAUCUGUAGGAUCAGCUUUGUAAUACAUAAUCAUUAAAUCAAGCGAUUAACAAAUACUUCUGCACCCAAAUGUUAAAUAGUAUAUUAAAAACCAAAUGCUGUUUUACAAUGAAAUUAAAAUAGCACAUCAACUUCAAUGAAUGUAUCCAUGUGUGAAUUUGUUUUUCAGACCUACCACUGGUAAAUACAUACAGGUGUUAAGCAUC